ACAUUUCCUCAUUUCUAGGCUACUUCGGCUGAAGUGCAGCCGGUGCUGCUGCCGCCGGGCUAGGCUGGAGACUCGCCCCAGCAGUCUCGGGGCGGCGGCAGCGUGUGGCCAUCCCCGGGCGGAGCGGCCAGGGGCAGGAUGGUGGAUCGGGAGUUCAACAAGACAUUGCUACUAGAGCUGCUGAGAGCAGCCGGGACAGGGAACUCCCAGUGCGCAGACUGCGGGACACCCGAUCCUGAGUGGGCCUCUUAUAAGCUUGGAAUAUUCAUUUGUUUGAAUUGCUCCGGGAUUCAUCGCAACCUUCCUGAAAUCAGCAGGGUCAAAUCCAUCCGCCUUGACUUCUGGGAGAAUGAUCUAGUAGAGUUUAUGAAGAUGCAUGGGAAUCUCUGGGCCAAGGCUAAAUAUGAGGCAAAAGUCCCACCUUUCUAUUACAUCCCCCAUUCCAAGGACUGCCUGGUUUUAAAAGAACAAUGGAUCAGAGCUAAAUACGAGCGGGAAGAGUUUGUUGCCACCAGUGUCUGCCAUGAAACAGGUUCCUCAGCGUCUGCAGGCAGCCGUGAAGGAUUUCUGUGGAAGCGCGGGCGGGACAGCAGGCAGUUCCUGAAGAGGCAGUUCCUCUUGUCGGCAAGGGAAGGUGUGCUGAAGUACUACACCAAAGAGUCUAAAGGGCCGAAAGCUGUGAUCAGCAUAAAGGAUCUGAACGCAAUGUUCCAGACGGAGAAAAUCAGAAACCCUCAUGGGCUGCAGAUCACCUACAGCAAAGAAGGUCAGACAAGGAACCUCUUUGUCUAUCAUGAAAGUGGAAAGGAAAUUGUUGACUGGUUCAAUGCCAUUCGGGCAGCGCGUUUCCAUUACCUUAGAACCACCUUCCCCACCGCUCCUGAGGCCGAGCUCAUACCCAGGAUUACAAGGAAUUAUUUCAAAGAAGGCUAUAUGGAGAAAACAGGGCCAAAGCACAUGGAGGCCUUUAAGAAGCGCUGGUUCAGCCUGGACUCCCAGGAGAGGAACCUGCUCUACUUUAAAGACCCGUUGGAUGCCUUUGAACUGGGCCGAGUUUUUAUUGGAAGCAAAGAGCAGGGAUAUGAGGUCCAGGCUGGCUUGCCCAGAGGAGUCAGGGGGAAGAGGUGGAAAGCUGGGCUCACCAUAGUCACGCCACACAGGAAGUUUGUGUUUGUGUGUGAAAACGACAGGGAGCAGAAGGAGUGGAUAGCGGCUUUGAAUGAAGUCAUCUCCCAGCCUGUGGCAGCCUAGGACUAGUGCAGAGGCCACUCUCGGGCUGCGCUGACCACCAGACCAGAUGACUUGGGCACAUGGGUUGAGGUGGGAAGAUAAACUCAGAGACACUUUACCAGCUGACAACUGUUUUUGCCUUUGUCUUCUGUCCUGGAAAGAGGGGAGCGCGGGAUUGCAUUUCCAGGGCUCAUUCCAGUCCACCCUACAAGGGCCAUGGUGAUCGGUGGGAUGUGGUCACCUGAGCAGUAGGAAGCAGACGGAGAUAACCACACUCAAUUCAUGGGACUGUCAGCCGCUGUUAUGUCCUGACAUGGACUGCACUGGAGCCAACGACCAGGAGAAGAGAGCGCCGCAUCCCAGUGUUAAGGCCUACAGGGGGAUUUUCAAAAGGGCUUAGCACUGGCCAAACUCUGCUCCCACUGAAAUCAGUGUGUCAUGACCCACGGCUCUCAAACGUGGGCCCACAAGGUUCAUGGAAGCAGCCACGCUCCAGCUCUCCACCCAGCAGCCAGCUGGCAGCAGGUUACCUGAGACCCAGGAACCUCAGCCCCAGUGUAAGGCCCCGCUCCUGAAGUCCAAAUGGCAGAGUCCCAGGGCAACUGAUUGGCCCGUUGGCCCUACUGAAGCCAGCAGCAGGAACAGGAAGCUGUCUGAACAACUGGGCUCUACCCUGUUCUUGAUCUCCUGGCAUCUGACUCACGGUUCCCGACAUCCAGUUUGUCUCCUGCCUCUGAUCCCCUGGUAUCCUGACCCAGACUGACUCUGGUUCCCAGCUUGUGGUUUGCGUCUGACCUCCUGGUAUUCUGACUCCUGUCUUGUAGCCGUGGACUUGGCUCUAUUAGGUCUGGCUGCCCACAACCCAGCUGUGACCUAGUGGGAGUUUUACCAUUGACUCCAGCGGGGGCAGUGUUAUACCAGUGCUGAGCCCUCAGCCUAUGGAUGAGGGGCUGUGCAGCCCUAACUCCUGUUGGCUUCAGCAGGUUCUCGGAACCUCCCAGGAUGCGUCCCACGGUUCGAAUGAAAGGAUUGCCUCCUUUUUUUAUAAGUGGGUCUAAGGCCCUUUGCUGGGUUGUACGUUUUGAUGACAAAAUCCCCAAAUGAUGGAAAAAUAAAAGACAGUUUUGAUCUGCUCUGACUGCCUAUGUAAUAACAAUAGUAAGGAAUCCCUGUGCAGCACCGUUCAUCCCAGGAUCUCAACUCUGACCCCAUAUUACAGAUGGGGACUCAGACAGACAGGGAGAGUAAGGCCAAGUUUUGUCAAAAGCAAGGACAGAUCUUGGGCAUCUAGUCUGAGACACUUUGGGCUUGAUAUCCAGAAGCAUAGGGCCCUCAAAACCACACAAAUACAGUUUGGGCUAUGGGCCGACAUUCUCUUGACAAUUAGGCCUAAGUUGGGCACACCAAAUCAGAGGCCACUUUUGACUUGCCUUUAGGCCCAUGGUGAAUCAGUGCCAGAACUGGGGACAGGACUCAGGGGCCAUGACUCCAAGGCCCUGAUUCACCAUUACCCUGCACCUGAUGCAGUUACUUCCACCACUGCAAAGGGAAUGCAGACACCCCAGCGUAAUGUCGUCGUGUUUUAUCCCCACUCUGCGCCGGUGUCAAUGAAUAUUGGGCAACGGUGAAUUGGGCCUCUUGUCCUCUGCUCUAACCACGGAGAAAUAUUCUCUCCUCUCACUGAAAGUUCAGAGGGCUGGUCCAGUCAAGUAGCCAGCCAUUAGCAUGUUUUUCUUUGUAUCCGGACUGGUUUAGUCUGCAGAUCAGGCUGGAAAUCUUGCAAGCAAAAUGUAUGGUGAGGCUGCCUGCACUUACGGAUAUGUUCCAGUCUGCCUGAAACACCCAGAGUAGCUCGCUCUUCCUGCUGAAACAAGGAAGUGCCUGUAGGCCAGGGGGUGGGUGAAAUGUUUCAACUGAACUCUUCUGAAUCUCUGAGAAAAAGGUCUGGGUUGGAUCCUCCUUUUAUUUAUCCGAACGAGUUCAUCGUCAUCCAGCCCUGAGCAAUCUGUUUCUCAAGCUCUACUUGUCCCUGGACCCAUCAAUAAUCACGCCAGUGGAGCUGCCUCUGCCUCUCCAGGAGACUCGAUGAAUCAGGCUGGUUUCCGUUCACCCUCUUAUUCAAAAAUCUUUUAACAGGCUAAUCCUGUGUCCGGUGAAAUCAAUAGCACAGCUCCCGGUUGACUCGAAUGGUGUUUCAGGCCCUAGCUCGGUUUUGAGCCACACGAUUUUAUGUCCCUGGAUUUUUGCUCCGAGUUUAUCCAAACUAAACACUGUGAAGCCAAACCAUAAAACAACGAUUCAUUGAUUUAAGGCCAGAAGGAACCACUACAUC
Chrysemys picta bellii (western painted turtle) is the source of this 3562-nucleotide messenger RNA. It is a transcript of the gene ADAP2, whose product is annotated as ArfGAP with dual PH domains 2. Gene Ontology annotation, cellular component: intracellular membrane-bounded organelle; plasma membrane; cytoplasm. Gene Ontology annotation, biological process: heart development; positive regulation of GTPase activity. Lineage: Eukaryota; Metazoa; Chordata; Testudines; Emydidae. The record is from RefSeq and is a predicted model, not a curated record. Gene Ontology annotation, molecular function: phosphatidylinositol bisphosphate binding; phosphatidylinositol-3,4,5-trisphosphate binding; GTPase activator activity.